AAAAACGUGUCUUUUAUUUUUUGCUACCUAUAUCCCGGCGAAGAAAAAUAGUCGAGUGGGUUCAUCAAUAUCAAUCUGACGGAGUAUGAAUGGGUUUAAAUAGUUUUUAUGCACCAACCCAGCGCUGUGCUAGGGCGCUCGUAUUUAGGUAUGUUACUGCCCGUCUGUUUAUGGCGCUCCUCUCUCUCUCUCUCUACCUCUCUCUCUCUCUCUCUCUCUCUCUCUCUCUCUCUCUCUCUCUCUCUCUCUCCUCCCUUCUUCUUUCCGUCCUCCUGUCGGACCCGCGCAGGCUAUCGGCACGCCGGCAUUCGCACCUGUGUUGUGCAUAGGUUGGACUUGUGGACCUGUCUCGAAGGAUGAGACGGGAAUGGCUGCCGUCUACGGUGACGCGAAUGUCUCUGGGCCGGCUCCUAUCGACGCAUCUCUGCGUUUCGGGCCAUGC
Molecule: messenger RNA, 442 nt
Organism: Durotheca rogersii
Lineage: Eukaryota; Fungi; Ascomycota; Sordariomycetes; Xylariales; Xylariaceae
Exons: 1
Coding region: 109-360 (83 amino acids)
Source: RefSeq, a predicted model, not a curated record